Messenger RNA from Cryptococcus wingfieldii CBS 7118, 2568 nucleotides. Its product is annotated as AP-1 complex subunit gamma-1. The record is from RefSeq and is a predicted model, not a curated record. Gene Ontology annotation, biological process: receptor-mediated endocytosis; Golgi to vacuole transport; intracellular protein transport. Gene Ontology annotation, cellular component: membrane coat; Golgi apparatus; AP-1 adaptor complex. Gene Ontology annotation, molecular function: clathrin-cargo adaptor activity. The transcript has 8 exons. Lineage: Eukaryota; Fungi; Basidiomycota; Tremellomycetes; Tremellales; Cryptococcaceae. The coding region runs from base 1 to 2568 and encodes 855 amino acids.
AUGAGCGGUCACUACAACCUGAAGGCUUUGAUCAAGGCCAUCCGCUCCUGCAAGACCCUCGCAGACGAGCGAUCCGUCAUUCAGAAAGAAUCAGCCGCUAUCAGGACAUCUUUCAAGGAGGAAGACACUCUCGCUCGACACAACAAUGUCGCCAAAUUGCUCUACAUCCACAUGCUCGGCUACCCCGCCCACUUCGGCCAAGUCGCGUGUCUAACUUUGGUGGCUAGCCCGCGUUUUGCGGAUAAACGGCUGGGGUAUCUGGGAAUCAUGCUAUUACUGGACGAGAACCAAGAGGUGCUGACACUGGUGACCAACUCUCUGAAGAACGACAUGAACCACUCCAACGUCUACGCAGUGGGUCUGGCGCUCUGUACAUUUGCCAACAUCUCGUCAGAGGAGAUGUGUCGCGAUCUUGCCAACGAAGUUGAAAAGCUCCUGGGUAGCAGCAACGCUUACAUCCGCAAGAAGGCUGCUCUCUGUGCUCUUCGAAUCAUUCGCCGAGUCCCCGACCUCUCUGACCACUUUACCUCCAAAGCCAAGGGUCUGUUACAGGACCGCAAUCACGGUGUCCUCCUCGCAGGCAUUACUUUGAUCACCGAGAUGUGCGCUAUCGACGAGCAAAUCUGUGCCGAGUUCCGCAAAGCUACCAACCUACUAGUCAAGCACUUGAAGAACCUCGUGUCCACGGGAUACAGCGCAGAGCAUGAUGUACUGGGUAUUGCGGACCCAUUCCUGCAGACCAAGAUCUUGCGCCUUUUGAGGUUGCUCGGCAGGGGAGACGCGGCCGCGAGCGAGACGAUGAACGAUAUCCUCGCGCAAGUCGCGACCAAUACCGAUUCAUCCAAGAACGUCGGCAAUUCUAUCUUGUACGAGACCGUGUUGACGGUGCUGGAGAUUGAAGCCGAUAGCGGACUGAGGGUAAUGGCUAUCAAUAUCCUCGGUACAUUCCUCACGAACCGUGACAACAAUAUCAGAUAUGUUGCCCUAAACACCCUCAACAAGGUGGUCACGAUGGACACCAACGCUGUACAACGCCACCGCACCACCAUCGUCGAGUGUCUUCGCGACGGCGACAUCUCUAUCCGCCGCCGAGCCCUUGAGCUCUCCUAUGCUCUCGUCAACGAAGGCAACAUCAAGCUCAUGACGCGAGAGCUGUUGACAUUCUUGGAACUAUCAGACAACGAAUUCAAGCUGGGUUUGACGACAGAAAUCUGUUUGGCAGCGGAGAGGUAUGCGCCGAAUAAGAGAUGGCAGAUUGAUACCGUGUUGAGGGUGUUGAAGGUGGCGGGAAACUUUGUCAGGGACGAGAUCCUCUCGGCCUUCAUCCGUCUCACUUGCCACACCCCUGAACUCCAGUUCUACACUGCCCAACGCCUCUAUGCCGCCCUCUCCGCCGAUCUGUCUCAGGAGAGUCUCACCCUGGCUGCCGUCUGGGUGAUUGGUGAAUUUGGGGACAUCUUGUUGCAGGGCGGAACUAUCGAUGACGGAGAUGAGGUCAAGCAGGUCUCUGAUACCGACCUUGUUGAUCUGCUUGAGCAUACCCUCAACUCUCCCUACGCCAACUCCCUCUCCCGCCAGUUCGUCCUUACCUCUCUCGCCAAGCUGUCUGUCCGUCUGUCCGAAUCCUCGUCUACCCCUUUCCCCAACGCAGGCCUGCAGGACCGCAUCGCCGCCCUCCUUGCUUCAUACUCUUCCAACCUUGAGCUUGAAAUUCAGCAGCGUGCUGUCGAGUUUGGUUCGUUGUUCGGCAUGUCGGAUGUGAGAAUGGGCGUUUUGGAAAGAAUGCCGCCGCCAGAGAUCAGAGCGACCAUCAUGGGAACGGUCAGCGAGCGGAAGCCCGUGGGCUCGACGAGGACAGACAAGGACAUGAUUGUCGACCUUAUUGGCGAUGACUCUGCCCCCAACACUUCUGGCGUGGCGGGGUCUUCAGGGCCUUCAACACAGGAUCUGCUGGCAGACAUCUUUGGAUCCAGCUCUGAGAUGGCUUCUCCGGGUGCGACUGCGACAGGACAGGCGCCAAAGAGUGCAGCGAACGACAUCAUGUCUCUCUUUGACACUUCCGCGACUUCGCCGCCGGCGACUGUGGCAGCUUCGAGUGGUGGUGGGUCAUUAUUCGACCUCGUCUCCCCUUCUUCUACGCCUGCUCCCCCUUCUGCCCCCUCUCCCGCCCCCGCCCCGGUCCCUUCAGCUGCCCCAGCCAAGUCCCAACUUCAAUCUUACCCCGCCUACGACAAGAACGCUCUAAAAAUCACACUCACGCCCAGAGUCUCGCCUACCCAGCCUGGUGUUGUACAGGUGCUCGCAAAGUUUACGGCCUCUGGGGGAGAGGUCAUUGAAAAUGUCAAUUUGCAGGUGGCAGUGCCCAAGACCCAGCAGUUACAGAUGCAGGCCAUGUCGAAUCAGACUGUCAGCCCUGGAGCUGGAGAAACGCAGCAGAUGAGGAUCCACGUCCCUGUAGGGGCUGCGAUCAGGUUGAGGAUGAGAAUCACCUACACCAAGGGUGGGCAAAAUAUCGCGGAUCAGCAAGACUUUUCUGGCUUCCCUGCGGGAUUGACUGGGUCAAAGUGA